This is a messenger RNA of Clunio marinus, 5226 nucleotides long. NCBI's taxonomy places the organism in Eukaryota, Metazoa, Arthropoda, Insecta, Diptera, Chironomidae. The record is from the annotation of a GenBank genome assembly.
AUGAAGAAGGCUAAAAGUUCGUUCGAUUUGGCACCGAAUACUGAUUUAAAGUUUAAGAACCCGAUGAAAUAUCAGAGCACUGCAGAUCUCCGUUUGGCAAUGUCGAAACCGAAAAGCAAUAACAGUGAACGUAAAAAAGACGAUGGUGGCAAACACAAAGUUGUCAUUUAUUUUAGCGAUGCUUACAAUAACAUUUGUAAUAAGAGCAAUGAUUCGAACGUCAAUAACGAUAGCGAUCAUGCAAAUCGGUUGGCAAAUGAAAUGCAAUCGAAAUCACAAACAACAGAACAUGAAAAAGACAUUCAUCCAACAAAAGAUUUCAUGAAACAACUUAAGACAGUGUUGGAAGAAAAGUCAAAGUUUAGCAAUAAAUUCGAGAAUUUUGCUUCCGCACCUCAACAACCGCCUUUAAAGAAUAAAUUUCUAACAAAGCCAGCUAUUCCGGAGAAGCCAAAUGUUCUUCGAAUAAAUCAACCAGGAAAUAGCCAAGGGCAGAUAAAUGAGAAAAGUUUGGGUAAUGGCAAACUAUUGCCCUCAUACAUUGAAAGCAUCGACGAGAACAAUGUUAUAAAAUUAAAAAUUGAACAGAACUUUAAGAAAGCUUCCGAUCUAGUGAAUUUGAUAUCAUCGCAGAGCGAAAAAAAUAAAAAGAGAAUGCGAAAAAGCGAAGAAAGUAACGAAACAUCAUCGAUUCAUGAACUCAAUUUUUCACAUGAAGAUAUUGACGAUGAGAAUGAUGCGGGGGAUGAUGACAACGAUACACUCAGUGAGCCAGAUGAAGGUUAUUUCUACGAUUGGAGCUUUGUUCAGGAAUGGCGAAGCAGACCUCUGAAGACAUCAAAUGGUGGCGAAUUGCUUCCGUCAUCAGCAGCAUUGAAAUCAAAGCCAACAAAUAGCGUGAAUGUUGCUAAUGGAAAACUUAACGGGCCGCACCAUAUAAUCCAUGCUGAAGCACAGAAAAACAAUAGACUAAAUUUAUUCGAUAGUAACAAUAGACAGCAAAAGAUGCAAAGCCAACAAUCAGUGACAACGUUAGCGCCUAAAAUCGCCAAAGAAAUCAGUUUGCGUCCCUUGGGAAUGACAAAUGAAAAUGUAGAUUCGUUAGGUUUGCCGACAUCACCAAUGAAUGGACGCCAAAAUGUUAGUGAUAUUAAAACCCCAGGUCGGCAAUUUGAUUCGCCUUCGCGUGCUCAUGGUGCUUCUUCAGCGAUGAUUCCGGAACGUGACGUUGGCCCUGCAAGACUGCCAGCGUCACCACCUACAAUCACACAAGCGACGCCAUCAUCAGCUCAAAUUGUACAACCAAAUUAUAAACCAAUUCCACAAAGAGCUGUUCUAGGACCGACUCGAGGCGUAACGGUUCAAAGCACGGCUGUCAAAGCUCAACCAGCUUUAAUAACUUCAAGUCUAGCUGGCAAAGUUUACGUUGCAAAUUCAACAACGACAAAUGGGCUAUCGAAUUGCAAUAAUAUCAGUCGUGUAGAUGUCAAAACAAAUGGUGAAGUUGUUGAAAACAAACCUAAACAUUUCCACUCACAAAAUCCUACAAAUUUGCCUGCUCCCCAACCAACAAAGCCAUCCCAACCCCAUGGACCGAUAAAUCAUCCACCCGUGCCUCAUCAAUUUCACGCUCAACAACCACAUACAACAGCACAAUCUGGUCCACAGUCGUCGAAACAAAAACCUUCUAUGAAUGUUAACGUUACUAGAACUCAUCAUCAUAAUGGGAGCGGUAGUUUAGAUUUUCAUGGUUUUCGGAAAAUUCAAGAAUGUCAUAGUUCAUCUGAUGAGAAUCGUUCAUCAGGUCACGCUUCAAUGUCAGACACUGGCGGUGGUAAUGGAAGCAGUUCACCAGGAAGUAACAAAACUGGUCAACUCGGAUCAGUGCCUGAAGAUAGUCGACUCGCUGCUGGUGUUACUAAUCGUAAUGGAAGGUCACGUGCAAGCACGGGAAAACCAAGACAUCGAAAUGUCCCAACAAAAAAUCCUUGGAGUGGAAAUGGACUUGAAGACAUUAAAGCCGCAAUACAGCAAUUAACAUUGAGAUCACAAACAAGCACAAGUACUUAUAGUAGCUUAAGUGCAGGUUCUGAAAGCUCUGAACCAGCUCGGAGAUUAGGACGUUAUUCGUCAAUGGAAACUGUCAACACCAACGUGACAAGUGCUGAUGAAUUCGUGUGGGUUGAUUCACACAAUCGUUUAGUUGAACUUCAACAUCCACCAUGGAGUCAAUAUUGUUUAAUGCGAGUUAUAAGAGUCGGAAGAUGUCGAGACUUUGCUGAUCGUGUUUCAGCUGAAGCUGUCCCACGACUGGGAUAUCUUUUAACACGAGCUCUUGUAAGAAUAUCAAGAGAAAUUCAAAGACUCUCAAGCGUGCUGGGACUUUGUUCCAAGCAUGAAAUUGCUGGAGCUUUUAAAAUGGUUCUUUGCCCGGCAUUAGCAGACUCGUGUAUUAAAGCUUGUCUCCGAGCAGCAGCAAUGUUCUUUCUCUCAGGAGAUGGGACUUUAAAACAAACAAAAUCAGCAAGGGCCGGUCUUCAAUUGCCUGUUGGACGUUUUCACCGAUGGAUGGUCGAUGCUCGCUUGGGGAAAUUAGUUCAUGAAUAUGCGGCUGUUUAUUUAUGUGCCGGCUUCGAGAAUUUAUUGGAAGAGAUUUUGUUACAAUGUAUGCCCAAUGACUCAACAGCAACGUUAACAGCGAUGGGUCUUGAGCACGCAAUAGCAAAUUCGGGAGACCUUUGGGGUUUACUUCAACCUUUCGUUCAUUUAAAUGCAGGUCGAAUCGCUUCUGGAGCCUUGACCAUGCCACGAUGGACAAGCGAAGCAUCUGUCAGCUCUAAUUCGAACAUUCACACCAACAACACUAAUAAUAACAUUAACAAUAAUAAUAACAGCAACAAACAGGAACCAUGUUUGUUGACCACUUGUGUUGGAAGUCUUGCUGAACUCAAAGAUUUAGUAAGCCGAUCCCACAAGCGUAGCAAUCAUGUCACGAUGUCCCAAGCCGCAUUGCGUGAACUCUUUUACUUUAUGAGAUGCUCACAGCUUGAGCAUAACGAAGCCAACAACAAUGUAAACAGCCACAAUAACGUAAACAACAGCAACAACAACCCUCCCACAACGACAAACGGUAACGCUAUCAAUAAUAAUAUUCAAGAGCUUUGCUAUGAGCGUGCAUAUAUCGCCCCCCCGCCGUUGAUUGAAUGGCUUCGAGUGGCUUCUGCACACACAGAAUAUCGGCACUCGACAUUGAUUGAUAGAAAUGAUAUUAUUCAAGCAGCUCGAUUGCUAUUGCCGGGAGUUGAUUGCGCGCCACGCCAAAUUUGCUGCGACGAAGAAUUGCCUUCUGCUAAAACUUACUCCAUUCCAUCAAAUCAUCCGCCACCUUACAAUCAAGGUUCUAUGUCAUCAAGCUCAUCGAACUCGAAUAAUAAUUGCGAUGAUUACAUUGAAUGUGGACGUCGAGCGACAAUUGAAUUAUCUUUUCGUUUAAUGUUGACGGGUGUACCUGAGUUAUUAGUGCAAGCAAUGUCAUUAGCACCACCCACAACAAGAUACGACACACUAAACCAUCAAGGACUCAGUCCUUUGAUGAUUGCCGCAUUACGCAACGAUGAAAUUGCCAUACAAACUCUCCUUGAUUCGGGUGCGAAUCCAAACAUUGAAGUACCCGCAAUUGGACAUCCCAACUAUCCAGCAAUUCAUCCUGAAACUCAACAUUGGACUGCAUUAACAUUUGCGGCAUGUCGUGGAAAUUUUCAAGCUUUGAGAGUUUUACUCGAGCGUGGAUCGAAAGUUGAAGGUGGCGCACGACUGAGCGAAGAAAAAUGCACGUUUACACCACUGCAAGUAGCAAGCGGAACCGGAUGCAUAGAAAACGUGUCUCUUCUGUUAGCUCAUGGAGCUUCGUCAUUUCUUUCCACAAAGCAAAAUUCGAUGUCAUUCUCUGGAAAAGCACAACAAGGUUGUUACAGUGCCAUAUCAGUUGCCACUGCUCAUGGACAAAGACUAACUUUACGAAAAUUACUGUCACAUCCAUUCGUACCGGAAAAGCAAAGAGAUGUUUUGUCAUUGGAAGAGAUGCUUGCUGAAGGCGAUAACAAUAAUCGUUCUUCACACGAGCGGCAAAAUGAAGUUCCGUCGACAUUGAGUAAAGCUCAAAUCAGAGCUCUGCAGGAAGCCAUGUAUCACAGCGCUGAAAAUAAUUAUUUGGAUAUUACUAUCGAAUUACGAGCAAUGGGCGUCCCUUGGACUCUUCAUUGCUGGAUGAAUGCAUUGGCAGCUGCCCACGAGCUUCGUUUGGAUACGGUCAUUGAUCAAUUGCUGCAGGAUUUUCUACAAGUUUGUCCCGACGACUACAGUCAACAAUUUGUUAUGGAAUGUUUGCCGCUGCUUUUUUCCAUUUUUCGAUACAGCAAAAAAGAGGGAACAACAUUGCUUUUGGCAGAUAUUUUCAGUACAUGCUUUGGCUGGGAGCCAAUAAAGCCCAUAAAAGAAGUCGUUCUCCAGCCGGUGAAUGGGUCACGCAUUGAUCCGAAAUUUGUCAACAAUCCCGAGCUAAGUGACGUAACAUUUAGGGUCGAGAAUAAAAUUUUCUAUGGACAUAAAAUCGUUCUCGUAACUGCUUCACCCCGACUGCAAAGUUUGUUGAGCUCGAAAGUAAAUGAAGGAAGCGGUACGCCGACAGUUCAAAUCAAUGAUAUUCGAUAUCAUAUCUUUGAGUUGGUUAUGCAAUAUUUAUACAGCGGUGGUUGCAACAACCUAGAUGUGUCCGCAAAUGAUGUUUUAGAGCUUAUGGCAGCUGCAAGCUUCUUUCAACUUGAGGGAUUACUUCGUUAUACUGAAGCACGUUGCGCUGAAAUCAUCGACAUCGACAAUGUCGUUGCAAUGUAUAUUCAUGCAAAGGUGUACAAUGCAUCAAAGCUUAUGGAAUAUUGCCAAGGUUUCUUGCUUCAAAAUAUGGUGGCUUUAUUAACAUAUGACGACUCAGUUAAGCGUCUGUUGUUUGCUAAAAAAAUUCCCAAUCAUGAUGUUCUAAGUGGUUUAUUGACAACACUUCAACAGCGUAUUAAAACUCGUCGAAACACACCAAACAACAUGUCACAAAAUGUUAUCAAAUCGAAUCCAAUGAAUGGUAAAGCAAGCCACAACAAUUCCACAACAAGUAACAACAUUAAUAGUGCUUCAAAUGGCUUUCACAAAAGCAGCAAUAAUUUGACUGAAUAG